AUGGCCUCUCCCCGAGUGCAGCGGGAGGUCUCCUCGGCCCUCGCGCGCGCCCGGUGCAGCGAGCGGUUCCUGAACCACAGGGGCCCCAGCGUCAUCCUCCACGGCGAGGACCUGUCGCAGCCCCUCGAGGAGGAGGUGCGCCAAGCGGCCGAGAGGCUCCGGCUGCUGAAGGACGGCCAGCGCGCCAGCGAGGAGGCAUUCCCGCGCGAGGCGGAGCCGCAGGUCGCGCGGGUGCACCGCCUCCUCGCCCUGGAGACCGACCCGCGGUACGUCCAGAUCUGCAGUUUCCUGGCCGAGUGCGACGCCCCGCAGCCCGCGCAGGGCGGCGUCGCCGGCUCCUCCCGCGACGGCCGCGCGGCCGCGGGCGCCGCCCUCGCGGAGCGGCGCGCGGAGGAGGGGCUCCGCAGGCUGCUCGCGGGCCCCCUCCGGAGCGCGCUGGCGGACCUGCGGCGGGCCAGGAACCCCGACUCGGCCGAGCACCAGCUCCGGGAGAUGCAUGGCUGGCUCUCGUCCCAGUGGCCGCCGGCCGCAGCGGGCCCCCCGCCCGGGCCCCCGGGGCCGCCCAGCUUCUGGUCGGAGGACACCGCCGCCGACCCGACGAUGCCCGGCUCGGCCCUCCGGGGCUGCGGCGGCGCCGAGGGCGAGCCGAUCGGCGCCGCGCCGACGCGCCGCGAGCUCGGCCACGAGGUGUCCCUGUCGGAGGCGGCGCUGAUCGAGAGGGGGCUGCUGCCGGAGACCGGCGAAAGGCUGCAGGGCUUCAUGCGGCACCAGGCGAGCCGGGCGGCGGGGCAGUCCAACGCCGCGGCGGCAGGCUCCCCGCCACGGGGCCCGUGGAAGCCCAGCCCCGGCCCCCGGGUGAUCCCGGACUUCGCGCGCCGCGGCCCCGCGGCCCCGCCGGGCGGCCGCGGCCCGGCGGGGGGCGCGCCGCCCGCGGAGCGCCAUCCCCCCGCCGCCGCCGCCGAGAAGGCCCAACGCCGACCGGCGAUCGCCAGCGUCGGCCGCCGCAGCCGACCGGCGAUCGCCAGCGCCGGCCACCGCAGCCGACCGCCUCUUCGGCUGCAGUGGCGCCGUGCUCUGCCGCGGCGGGCGCUGCCCCGGGGCGGGGCACCGGAAGCGACCCUGGGCGGGGCGCCGGCCGCCCCCCCUCUCUGGGCCGCCACCGCGGCGGGAGCCGGCGCGGGCACCGACCGCGCACGACCUCGGGCCGCGGGGGCGGCCGAAGGGGGCAGCAGCCAUUGCGGCGCUCCUACACCCUCCGCAGCGGACGCCGACGUGAACCCAGGCGGCCUCGACGUCUACGCGCGGGCCCGGGCGGAGCCGGAGCCGAGAAGGCCCAGGCCCGCGGGGCGCGACUCAAAGAGAAUCGGCACAUGCAGUUGCUCUUUCGCAGACUUCGGCAGCGACGCCAAGGGGCCGCAGAAGAAAGCCGAUGAGUGGAAUCGGAUGAAGGAAGCACCUACCGUCGUUUCCGUGGCCGCAGCCACCGACUCGCUCCACCGCCGCCUUUGCUCCGAGGAGCCUCUGUGGCCAGAGAACCUUCACGACCAUAAGAAGAAGCCACGUGGAGCUUACCAGGGCAAGAACCGCUAG
This is a messenger RNA of Prorocentrum cordatum, 1590 nucleotides long. Lineage: Eukaryota; Dinophyceae; Prorocentrales; Prorocentraceae. The record is from the annotation of a GenBank genome assembly.